Indicator indicator is the source of this 1031-nucleotide messenger RNA. It is a transcript of the gene SGTB, whose product is annotated as small glutamine rich tetratricopeptide repeat co-chaperone beta. The transcript has 10 exons. The record is from RefSeq and is a predicted model, not a curated record. Gene Ontology annotation, cellular component: membrane; TRC complex. The coding region runs from base 1 to 915 and encodes 304 amino acids. Gene Ontology annotation, molecular function: molecular adaptor activity; protein binding. Gene Ontology annotation, biological process: post-translational protein targeting to endoplasmic reticulum membrane. Lineage: Eukaryota; Metazoa; Chordata; Aves; Piciformes; Indicatoridae.
AUGUCAUCAGUCAAACGCUUGGUUUAUGCAGUCAUCCAUUUCUUGAGAGAGCAGAGUCAGAUGGAUACUUUCACUCCAGAUGAGCAAGAAAGUUUGGAAGUUGCAAUUCAGUGUUUGGAGACUGUGUUUAAGAUUAACUUGGAUGAUACUCAUCUUGCACCUCCCCAGCAUUUGAUAGAAAUGUUCACAAAUUCUUUUCACAAGAAUGACAUGCUGCCUCUCUCAGAUUCUUUACCAGAGGAUGCUGAAAAGGCAGACCAGCUGAAGGAUGAAGGUAACAAUCAUAUGAAAGAAGAAAACUAUGGUGCUGCAGUAGAUUGUUAUACUAGGGCUAUAGAACUGGAUCCCAACAAUGCAGUCUAUUACUGCAACAGGGCUGCUGCUCAAAGUAAGCUGAACAACUACAAUGAGGCAAUAAAGGAUUGUGAGAGAGCCAUAGCAAUAGAUCCAAAGUACAGCAAAGCAUAUGGGAGAAUGGGGUUGGCUCUGACCUCAGUGAAUAAAUACGAAGAAGCAGUUACCAGUUACCAAAAAGCACUGGAUCUUGAUCCAGAGAAUGACUCUUAUAAGUCAAAUUUGAAAAUAGCAGAACAGAAACUAAGAGACAUGUCCAGUCCUACUGGACCUGGACUGAGCUUUGACAUGGCAAGCCUGAUAAACAAUCCUGCCUUCAUUAGUAUGGCAGCAAGCUUAAUGCAGAAUCCUCAAGUUCAACAACUGAUGUCGGGGAUGAUGUCAAAUGCCAUUGGUGGCCCUGCUGCGGGUGUUGGUGGCCUGUCAGAUUUGUCCAGCCUGAUCCAUGCGGGGCAGCAGUUUGCACAACAGAUACAGCAGCAGAAUCCUGAGCUCAUAGAGCAACUGAGAAAUCAUGUCCGGAGCAGAUCAUUCAGUGGCAGCACUGAAGAACAUUCUUGACUUAAAGGAGGCAUGUGAAUUGUAAUGGUAUAUAACCCCCAAAUGCAUACCAUAGCUAGUAGCAAAAGCACCAUUGUAACUCUUCUGCUUGAAGACAGAAAAUUCUUUGUGCGUGU